Meleagris gallopavo (turkey) is the source of this 3566-nucleotide messenger RNA. Lineage: Eukaryota; Metazoa; Chordata; Aves; Galliformes; Phasianidae. The record is from RefSeq and is a predicted model, not a curated record.
UUCCUUUAUGUCGGCGACGUUUCCACUUUCCCCCCGGACUCGAAAACGAAACUGUUACCGCGCAGUUUCACUUUCAACUUUACACCACUCUGGAAACGUGACGACCGAGCAGAUCCUCUCAAACAAUAGUUGCUCCUACAGGCAGGGGGGCUGUUGUUAGACACGGGCUCUUGGGCUUGACUGAGCUGCUGGAGCCGUUCCACAGCUAAUGGUAUUUAUGCAACCCACUAUCAUUUGCACACCCAUAUACGAAUGAAUUCCCCGUUUCAAUUCUCAACACGCAUUUACUAUUUUUGCACAGCUGGGCAAUUCCAUCAAUUCGUGUUAGGCCCUUUGUGUCUGCAGCUGCACAGGCAAGUGUUCACAGGAUCAUGCCCCAGGAGAACAACCUUAAUCUUUUCACUCUACUUUCUUCACUGUUCUUAAAAGCCCAAUAACUUUUUACUUCCACUGCAAUAAAACAUUUCAUGGUGUGUUUAUGAGGGUCUAUUGCAAAACCACAUUGCACACAGUUGCAUGCAGAUUAGUAUAAAGACAAAACUCUAUAUUCCUAUAGUUCUCUCUUGAAGCCUCAAGAGCAGUCUGCCUUACACCACAUCUCUGCUUUUUGCCUUCUGCUCACCAGAUAACCAGAGCACUAAGUCUACCAGAACAGUUAGUCUACCAGACUGUGGCUACGGAUACAGUUACUAUAGUAACAUUUAUAAACACCAAUGUCACUACAAAUGCAGUGUUGCCUGUUAUCAUGGAAAAGCAGCUUAAAAAGAAAACACACUUAAACUGCAGAUAGUUACUCCUGAAGUACGAGAUUUGAUUAAAGAGAGAUAUCGAUGCAACUGGCCUGCACAAAAUUAGUAGGUAUUUUUUCAUCUUUAACUCUUAAUUUUUAAUAUGCACCUGCUCCACUAUCUUGUCUGGAAAGUGAGGAUUAUGUACAGAAAACCUGAUGAGAAACUACUUCAUACCUGCAGUAUUAACAGCAUGAAGGCACAGAGUAUCAGGUCACAAUGAGGAAACAGAAAACUGACUGAGACCUUAGGAGGUGUAAGAAUGACAUGGGAGGAAAAAUCACAGGACAAAGCAAGACCACCCAAUGAUGAACUCUGCAGAAAUGAGAAAGAUCAUCUGGAGAAGAUCAUGAUGGCAUCUGAGAAUGCAGAUGCCACAGGCAUUUCAAUUCUCUGCUCAGUGUGUCAACAAGCAAUAUAUCCACACCAUUUUUUUAAUCACAAAAAAACCCACAAAGCUCUAACUUCGUUGGGCUAUGAUAGCUCGCAAACAAGGGUGGAUGAUAAAACACUUUUAGCUCGGAGACAGAAGCUAAUUUCAAAAGUGACCGACCUUCCUAAGAAUUCUGAAAGACAUCGGCAGAAGAUCAAUACUUCAUUUGAAUUUCUUAUGGAUGGUCAUGCUUCUACAUCAUGUUGUGAUCAUGACAAUACAAGCAGUGUUAACAAGGAAGUAAAAAAUUCAUCAAUAAAAGCAUUAUCAAUUAGUCAAGAUAAAAAUUCCAUGUGGCAGAGAGACAUGGAAGACAGAUUUUUUGUAGUGGACAACUAUGGAAGUAGGUCAGAUAAAUGUUUUCUGGGACUUAUUGAUGGGCACCAUGGCAUGACAGCUGCAGAAACAGUUGCAACAGAGCUUCCACUUUUAUUUCUUGACCAGCUUGCUCAAACAGAUCCCUCCUACAAAAUGACCAAGGAGGAAAGGCAAAUUCUAGACUCUUUUGCCACAGUAAUCACAGAAGACUACAAGGAAAAAGAGAGGAUUUUCUCUGACAGACAGGAGAACAAGAUCCAUAAGACAAAUACUUAUGAAUGGAUUCACAGAGCAUACAACAAGGCCUUCUGGAGAAUGGACAGACUUUUGCAGCUGGGAAGAAAUGAGGUUUCCAGAGUUCGAUGGAGUGGCUGUUCAGCCGUAACCUGUUUGAUGGAAAGACUCCCCAGUGAAAAUACGGAUGACACUGAACACUUUGAAAACAGUUUGCAAAGUUCACUAACUAGGACAACUGAGGAUGUUGCCGGGCUCCUGCACAUUGCUAACAUAGGUAACAUACAUGCAGUUUUAUGUAAAAAUGGCAAGAGUUAUCGCCUCUCAGAAGAGCACAGCACUUCUAAUGUAAGGGAGAAAAAACGCAUACUUCAGAACGGUGGAAACAUCAGCACUAAUGAACCAGAUGGAUUAGUAGAGGGUCAUCUUAGAACUACAAGAGGCCUUGGAUAUCAUGGAGAUCCCGCACUAAAAGGAUCCGUUAUACCCGUACCUCAUAGCAUCUCUGUCCCAAUUGAUGAUUCUUGUCAAUUCCUUAUUUUAGCUUCUAACGGGCUUUGGGAGGUUUUGGAUUACAAUGAAGUAUGUGCAUUAACACUAACAACAUUCACUCAUUAUCUGAGAACGUAUGAAUGUAUUCAACAAAAUGGGGCUUCUCUGUAUAACUGCCAGUAUUUGAUACCCCUCUCUGAAGAGGAAUUAAGUGACUCAAAGGCUACGAAUUAUCAGCAAGUAGGAACGGAGAUGCAGGACUCCAAUAAGGAGAUUUUUCUCCCUGACUCAAAAAGCAGCCUUAUGCACGGAAAGCCAAGAUGUUCUAGGAUGAGCUAUUUGCAAAGUGAAAACAGAGUUGUUCCUAAGGAAACCGAUGACCACAAAAAUCAAGCUGAUCCAGAACUGACACUUUUCAGUAAUGAUGAGAUAGUUCCAGAGAAAAGAGGGAUAAAACAAUCUGAUUCUAGCACACAAGUCAGCUCUGAAGAAAUGAAACAGUCAGAGGACAGAAAAGUUUAUCUACGUAACAGUUCUCAGCCACAUUUACAAACCACAGCACCAGAAGAAACAGACAUUAUCCAUGCACCUAGUCCAAGUUACAUCCAUAAACAGCUGCCAAAUAAACUGACAGUAAGGUCUAAAGACAUGAAACAGACUCAAAAUUGUACCAAAGCAUAUCUAUCUAUUUAUGACUCAGAUCCACAACUGGCUGAAAAAACAAAUUCUAAGAUAUCACAUGACAAGCCUCUAGGUUAUACUGGCCACCAACUGCUGAAGACUGCAUUGCCAGUGGAUUUUACACCUACACAUUUUGAAGAGGACACAAAAACAUACCUGACCAGUUGUGAAUCACAAAUUGCAGGAAAAGGUGGGGUUACUUCCAAGGCACUCUAUGACAAUGCAGCAAGCUACAUCAGUGAACAACUGGUAAAGGCUGCAUUACGUGCAGGUUCAAGAGAUAAUAUUACUAUUUUGAUUGUACUUCUAAACGGAUGUGAUAAGUUACCCAACUAACUCAACAUUUAAAAGGCAUCACAUGACAAGUGGAGUUCCACAGAACACAUAACACAAGCUUAUAUUUAGCUAUGUCAUGAAGUUACCUGCAAUCACCUUAAAUGCUGACCCAUAUAGCAAAUCAGACAUGCUCUCAAACUGUUCAAAUGAAAUAAAUACUUCUGAAACUCACAGUAAGAAACAGUAAUCACAAACUUUUUUUUUUAACCACUUUAUUCAAACCUGAGCACCUCAAUAUAAAACUAAACACUGGUGAACUGUCAUUUGCCUUGCUAAACCCAGAU